CAGGGCAUCAGCAGCUAUACACGAUACAACAACACGGAGCAAUUCAAGGGAUACUCCGUUCAAGUCGAUGAUUUCCAUGGCAUUCAACGCCUCGAUUUAACUCAAGCAGAUGGCAAGAUCAUGCAACCCAUGUAUCUCGCCUACCUACCGCCCAAGAUGCUCCCUACCUCAACUUUGAACCCGAUGCCUAGGGGUUCUCGCAAGAAGCGUGACUUGUCCGGGUCUGGCUUUCGUCUGGUCAUUAAAGAGGAGCUCAUCAACCCGGAUCGAUGGUGGUGGUUUGGUGUAUUAAUGACUUCUCUCGGAGGAUUGGCGUUUUUCUGCUCGUAAAAGAGGAUGUUUCCUGUUGCAGGUCUCCUGGCGUUUGUUUUUGGCGUUCGGGUCCCCUUUAUUCCCCGUGUAGCUUUUGAAUAAUAAAGUCUCGCUUCUUCCCUUCGCUCUCUUUUGUACUUCGAUGUCGUCGAAUGAACGGGGAUAUCCAAAAUAUUGUAACAAAACUAUUAUACAUGUGGUGCAUUUUGUUUGCACCAAUACGGCUCAUCUGCUCUCUGCACUUUUUUUUUCUCUCUCUCUCUCUCAAGCAGAAACGGCCUUCUUGACCAGCCCAGCAACCUCUUUCCGGUCUGCGGGCUUGCCAUCAAGAGCACCACCGGGGGCAAACAGAGCUUUCAAGACUUGUCCGACCUCCAGCUUUUUACCGGCUUCCUUGAUAGCGGCAAUCUCCUUUGAAAUCACAGCUUCGACCUCCUCUACCGUCAAGGUCUUGACGUGACCGGCAUACUCCUCCAAAAUCGCAAUCUGGGCAUCUUCUUUCUCUUUCAAAUCCGGUCGGUCGGCUUCGGCGAAUUGUUGGGCAGACUCUUUAGCAGCAGAAGCUCGUUUCCGAAUCAGAGAGAGCAGCUGGAUAUCGGUCUGAAUGGGGGAGGCAGUUUUGGCGGCGUUGUUGGUUUCGGAGAUCAAGGCACGGAGAACAUUAAGGCUGCAAUAGUAAGUCAAAAGGCACAUCUGAAGCGCUGCUGCCUAAGCAUCACGCGAGGAAUGAGAUUCAUUCGAUGUUCUACCUACCGAGAGGUAUCCUUUGCUCUCAUUGCCGUCUUAAGAUCAUUGCGCAGAGUGGCCAUCAACGGCGGCAGUGUCGGACCAGCCGUCGAGUUCCAGCGCACCGAGCGCAGAGGGACUCGAACGGAAAGGCGCAUGGACUGGAACAUUGUGAAGAUGAAAAGUAUUUCUGCCUAGAGUAAGACAAAGAAAAGCUUGUCAAUGGCAGAAUAAAAUCUGAAGGCAGACGAAGAUUAGAAACUUGAGAACGAACCCAACCCAGCCCUCCUCUCUACUUAUUCUACCAUCGCCCUCCUUCCCACUCCACGCAAACUCCCCUUUGAAUAAAGCGUUUCUUUCCAUUGAUUGAUCCUGCAGCUUCUUGUGUGCUUUUUCGCUCGGCCGGGGAGUCGUGCCCUCUCUCCUCCCAUCUCCUCCCCAGCUGUGCACCCACGAAUCCAUCGUCAUGUCGUACCCAACAUUGCCCACCAACUUCGCGCCUCCGACGCCUCAGAGGCCACUUCCUGGGGCAUAUUUGCAGACCCCUGCUGUCGCUCGUAAUGCAUCGUUCCAAUCGCCUCCUCAACAGCGACAGCCGCUGCAACUGCAACUGCAGCAGCAGCAGCCGCAGCAGCCGCAACCGCAACCACAACAGCCACUGCCCCAAGGCAUCGCGUCACAAUCUUCGCUUUUGCCUAGAAUGCCCCCGGCGGCUUCGCAAACUCAAACCCAGACCUUGACCACCGAGGAACGUGGCGCGCGCACCAUCAAUGAGACUCUUUUGAAAGAAUCACGGUAUCCCGACCUUGACAGCUAUCUGUCUCAGGGCUUCUCCUCCGAAUAUGACAUCCCCGUAUCCCAAUCAUGGGCUCCAUUCCAAAAAGUCAAAAUGUACAAUAUCCCCGAUCAAAUCUUCGAUCAGUACAAUCGUGCCCAAGUAUCGACGAGCAUGGGUCUCUUCGCCGAGUUGAACCACGCAUGGGUGGCAAUUGAUAAUGCGUUGUACCUUUGGGAUUUCACACAUCCGAGUCCGCAAUUGGUAGGCUUCGAGGAUCAGCCAAACAGUAUCAACGCGGUCAAGCUAUUGAAGCCGCGCGCGGGAGUGUUCUUGCCCGCAAUCACUCACUUGCUCGUGGUGGCUACGACUGCGGAGGUGAUCUUGCUCGGCAUGGGUGUGGAAUCAACACCCAAUGGAUCCAAGCAGGUCACUCUUUACCAGACUGGAAUGUCGGUGUCGGUUCGUGGACUCGAUAUCAACGUGUUUGCUUCGUCCGACGCUACCGGCCGUAUUUUCUUCGGAGGAUUGUCCGACAAUGAUGUUUAUGAACUUACAUACCAACAAGAGGAAGGAUGGUUCCAGAAUCGCUGCCGCAAGAUCAACCACACCAGCUCCAGACUAUCCGCCUUUGCGCCGUCUCUGAGCUUUUCUAACCUCGCCGCCUUGUCUCAGAAAACCUCGGAGUAUGUGGAGCAAAUGGUGAUUGACGACAGCCGAAGACUUCUCUACACUUUAUCAUCCACCUCGACUAUCCGAGUCUUCCAUAUGAAGGAGGACGGCGCCAUCUCUCUUGCAAUUACCAAAGCGGCAUUGGAUAUCUACUCCAAUAUUGGACAUAUCAUCGCAUCUAAUGAGACUUUGAAUCCUAAGGUGAAGAUCGUCUCUAUCAGUCCUGUCCCCGCUGCGGAGGCAUCUCGAUAUCAUCUGGUGGCUACCACCGCCACUGGUUACCGAAUCUAUCUGAGUGCCACAAACGCUUAUAGCUGGGCCCCCGCGGCCACCGGCAGCAAUGCACCUACCAGCAUGCAGGCCCAGCAUGUCAAAACCCCCCCUGUCGAUAACACCGCCGCCUUUGCCGCCGUCUCGGCCCCAACCGAGUAUGGAGUGUCUCGACUCAACGCGGCCGUCACCAAAUUCCCGAUCCAGUCUUUGUCCCCUACGCGGAUGGCUACACGAUUCCCACCCGGAUUUUUCUUUUGCUUUACUUGCAAGGACCCCGCUCAGAAAAUGGACACAUUGUUCAUCUCCUCGCCCGAUCCCGGACGUCUCAACUACCAGCCGGAGAGUGUGAACAUUGCCAAGACCGCCGAGUCGGCCGUUUGGUUGAAUCUGGGUGGACGCGCAGAGGACAUUGGCCUGUGUUCCAGUGGGUCUACCGGAAUCUCGGGAGGUGGCUUUGGCAAUGAGCUGGCUGUUCAGUUUGACCAGGGAGCGGCUGAAAUUGCAAUUCUGACCAACAGCGGUAUUCAUGUCAUUCGUCGGCGACGUCUGGUCGAUGUCUUUGCUGCGUUGGCGCGCAGUCGUGGUACUGCUGAUGGCGAGGCCGGCCUCGAGCAGGAAGUUGUCAACUUCAUCAAAUCCUAUGGCCGCAAUGAGACGGUGGCUACUGCCCUUGCAGUGGCUUGUGGUCAAGGCGUGGAAGUUUCUCCAGAUCAGCGACUUACCCAGAUUAACGACCCGCACGUUUUGGACUUCGCUCGCAGGGUCUUCAUCGAGCAAGGUGGUCGACCAGUCCCGGAUGAGAAUUCCGUACAGGACAACAUCACUCCGGCCAUCGAUACCAUCCACCUUUCUCCCCGCCAUGACGGCAUUGCCCUGUACAUUUCGCGCCUGCUGCGGUCCAUCUGGAAGAAGAGCAUCACUCAGGUGGGCAAGGGACCAAACGGUGCCAUGUCCGUGUCUGCUUCGGUCAGCGCCGCCAAGCUGCGGAACAUUCAGCACGAUUUGUCCUCCCUUCAAGAGUUCUUCAAGGUCAACAAGAGCUUCAUCGAGGGUUUGACCGGGCCUGAGGAGCUGGCUCGAGUGUCCAACAAGCAGCAGGAGACGGCACUGCAAGCCGAGCACCGUGCUCUUCAUUCGCUCGUUCAACUCGUGUCUCACACAAUUGAAGGCAUUUCCUUCGUGCUGGUCCUCUUCGACGAGCGAGUCGACGAGAUCGUGGCUACCUUACCUGAAGAGUCAAAGGAGCGAUUCCUCAAGUUGACUUUCGAAGAGCUCUUCAGCACCAACAAGGGCCACGAUAUUGCCAAGGAGUUGGUCAAGGGUAUUGUCAACCGUAACAUUGCCAAGGGAUCCAACGUUGAGACCGUUGCGGAUGCUCUUCGCCGCCGAUGUGGUAGCUUCUGCAGCGCCGAAGAUGUGGUUAUUUUCAAGGCGCAAGAACAGCUCAAGCGUGCGACGGAAGCUGGUGCUAACUCGGAACUGGGUCGCAACUUGUUGAACGAGAGUUUGCUUCUGUUCCAACAAGUGGCCGAGAAUCUCCCAAUGGAUUACUUGGUUUCGGCUGUGGAUAACUAUAUCGCUAAUCAGUUUUUUGCUGGCGCCAUCUCACUCGCCCUUCACGUUGCUCAACGCUCCGACAAGGCCAACAUGGCUCUUUCAUGGAUCAUGGACGGCCGCCCCGAACAGGAUCCCCGCAAGCAAUACUUCCUCUUCCGCAAGCAAUGCUAUGAUCUUGUUUUUAAAGUCAUUGUUGCCGUGGAUACCCAGGCCGCUUCUGAUCCCAAGGUCAUUGAUGGUCAAUUGACUAUUAUUGCCAAGCGACAAAACGAGGCAUACGGCGUCAUUACCGACUCCUCUGACGAGGUAUUCUUGACCAGUCUGUACGAUUGGUACUUGGAGCAAGGCUGGAGCGACCGACUCCUCCAGAACCAGUCGGCAUUCGUCGUCAGCUAUCUGCAACGCAAGUCCAAUGACGACAUCUCUCACGCCGAUCUGUUGUGGCAAUACUACGCCCAAUCCCAGCGAUUUUUCGAGGCCGCCGAGGUCCAGUUCCAAUUGGCUCAGAGCUCGUUUGCGCUACCGCUCAGUCGGCGUAUCGAGUACCUGGGUCGUGCUCGUGCUAACUGCUCCACAUUAACCCGCGAUGUCGGCCGUCAGGAACGCCAGCGCCUGCUCCAGGAAAUUUCCAAUCUCAUCGACGUGGCCAACAUUCAGGAUGACCUCCUGCAGCGCCUCAAGGAUGACGAUCGUAUUGCUCCUGAACGCAAGACCGAAGUUCUCCGGGAUGUAGAUGGCCCUGUCCUCGAUAUCAGCACUCUUUACAACCAAUACGCGGACCCGGCGAGCUACAACGAUAUCUGCCUACAGAUCUUCUUCAUCGGCGAUUACCGGAAUGCGGCAGACAUCAAGGCCACCUGGCAGAAGCUGAUCCAGGAAGUGCAUCAACGGACAGUGGAUCGCGGCACGCCGCAGCCGUUUGAAGCGGUGGUCGAAAAGGUGCGCAGUCUUGGCAGCCGACUACGGAUGUCGGAGACGGUCUUCCCCGUCCGCGAGCUCCUCCCCAUGCUCGAACGAUAUUCGCUAGAGUUCCAACGCCAAGUGGGCGCGACCUACUGGGUGGUCGAUCUGUUCCUGGAUCUGGGUGUUGCCCACGACGCGCUUUUCACCGUUUUGGAGGCGAUGUUCUAUACCGACGAGGCGCCCUUCCACGGACAGAACCGCCGGUUCAUUGCCAAGGAUUUGCUGUAUCUGUUGGAAGGAUGGUUCCGGGAAAGUGCCCGGCUGGGUGGCAUGGUCUUCGGAGGAGACAGCCAGGCCGAGCGAGUUUCGGAGAUAUUGUUGAUGAUUAUGCAGGCCGGAACUGCGACGACACCAGAAAUUACGGAGCGGUGCCAGGAAUUGCGGCAGCGCAUUGAGGAUUUGCUACGGUGAUUUAGUUUUGGAAGUUUAUGGUGAAUAGGUCAUGGUAUACAGGGCCAUCUUUUUAUUUGCUUGUUUAUUCGGAUCUUUUUUCAAGGACUCAUGGUUUCGUUCAUGCUUUUCCCCCCCUUCUUGCUCUCAUCUGGACCGUGUCGUCCUUGAUUUCUGUAACUGUACUACAAUUCUCGAGGGCGUUGUGUAUCUUGGGGGUUGAGGGUGUGGUAAUUAAACGACAUUUUCGUUCUGCAAUAUAAGGAGAUCUAGAUCUACAUGGACACUUGCUUUUUCUUUUCCAAGUAUUGACUCAAGAGUAAGCCAUCAUUCAUCGUAAGUGGUUUUGGUCAUGAAAUUGCCAUUAAGCGGUCGUAGUUUUCAACCAUCCCGAAACGAAGAACAGAGUAGAUAUUUUCCCAGAAAAAAAAGCACGCGGUCUAAACCAAAACACCGGAACACUUGAAAGACCGUCUAUCAGAUGAAAAAAAAAAAAAACAAGGAAAGGAGACCCGAAUCGCUAGCAUAAACAGAGACAUGGCGGUGGUCUUUUUACUCGAACUCGUCGUACACGGGAAUUGGCUUCUCGCCCAGGGCACACAGCCGGAAGAUAUGCCGUGCCUUCGCGCCGUAUUCUUCAUCGAGAUAGUCCACGAUCGCAGAAUCUACCUCGGUCAGUAUCUUUGCAUGAAAACCGGCGGGAUCAAAACUCACGAGUAGUGGACCGAUUGUCAAACAUGACGACAGUCCGCGGCUGCCAACGAACUCUCGCCUGGAAAUCAUGACCGGCAAUAAUAUGAUUCAUCAAGAAAUCCAACAUCCACUUGACCUCGGGCUCCUUCAUUCCCUGAAUCUUGGUAAUGAACUCGGCAUUCAGGAACAAACACUUCUCCCCAGUAACGGGGUGGACACGAAUCAACGGGUGCACCGUAUCAACGGGGUCCUUGCGCACCAAACCGCCCGUCAACCGCGUAUGCGCAAUCAUCUUCGCCGACGAAUGCACGCACUUCAACGUAUCCAAGAACGAGCGCAACGUCGGCGACAACCGCUUAUACGCCAUAUCCGUCGCCGCGAAGACGGUAUCCCCGCCCACCUCGGGCCCCUGCAACAGACCCAACAUGACAUAGCCGGGGGGCUGGAUUUCAUAACUGACAUCCUGGUGCCAGAGGGUCGUCGUCGUGCGGGCGUCCAAAAACCGGGCAAUCUCGUCACGGUUGCCAUCGCGAUGAAUAACGUGGAAAGCCGGGUGGUUGCGCACGGUGCCCGAAACGGGCUGGUAAUUGGGUUUGCCAAAGUACCGCAUAAACGACUCCUGCGCCUCGGGCCCGUCAUCGAUCAGAUCCUGGUCCGGGAAGGCGAGGACUUUGCGCUGGGAGAUGAGGAGGGCGAGUUCGUCUUUGGCGGCGUCGGAGAGACAGUUUAGCUGGACGCCUUCGACGACGGAGCCGAUGCUGGGCUGGAUGUGUUUGACGGUUACGUCCGGGGUGAGGAGGUUGCGCAUGGCGGGGUCUUUGACGCGCAGGGCUGGAUCGAGGUAUUCGAAGGGUGUGAGGGGGUCGAACCAGAUUGGAUCCCAGGUUGGGAGGUAUUGGGGGUAUGGGGUGUUGAUCUGGGAGAUUUUGUCGACGUCGACAUAGGGGAUGUUGAUGUCGUAGCUAAUGGGGAUCUCGGCUUUAUGGCCGUUGUGGCCGUGAUGGCCAUUGGCCUUUGCGCGGAUGAGGGGUGCGGAGGAGGGCAUUGUAUAGGUGAUGAAGAAGGUAGGAUUGAAAAAAAAAGGAAACAAUAGAGGAAGAAACUAUCGCAGACUGGAAGGGCAGUCUUUGUGUAUAGAGUUGAUAGGGAUGGUAUGGAUAGACCCGCCAAGUUCCACUGGGAAAAAGAAAAUAUUAUCAGAUCAACCGGAAACCCGCUCGUCUACUCUUUUAUAUAUACCCACAUUACCCAGUACGUACAUCUACCGUGUAUACUCAACGCCGAUAUACAACCGACCAGCGACUCGGUCCCGCACGGGGGGCCGACCCAAUGGCAAAGUGGGUUCACGCAUGAUAGUGGGAGUCGAAUUAUCAUAGAGGCUUGGGAUAAAGGUAAAAAAGGGAAAAUCCAAAAAAAUAAAAUGCAAGCAAAUGUGCAUCGUGGCCCCUCCCCGGCUUGCAUGAUAGCUUCAAACGCUAGUCCUUUUCAUCUCCGAGUGGGAUAAGGAACCGAAAGAAGAACAAGAAAACCGGCACACGGAAUUUGGGAACG
Penicillium brasilianum is the source of this 7912-nucleotide messenger RNA. Lineage: Eukaryota; Fungi; Ascomycota; Eurotiomycetes; Eurotiales; Aspergillaceae. The record is from the annotation of a GenBank genome assembly.